Molecule: messenger RNA, 369 nt
Organism: Miscanthus lutarioriparius
Lineage: Eukaryota; Viridiplantae; Streptophyta; Magnoliopsida; Poales; Poaceae
Source: the annotation of a GenBank genome assembly
AUGCGGUCGGCGAGGGCGGCGUGUGCUCCGCCUUCUCCGCAGCAGCCGCUACGCCGCUAUCCCGACGAGUACACGUCCGCGCAGGAGGAUCAUCACAUGAUGCUUUGCUACGACGAGCGGCGGCAAGCAGCCGAGUGGGCUGGCGAUGAGCAGCCGCUGCUUGCACCGGCACCGGCACCGGCACCAGCUCCGGCUCGAGUGAGCGGCGGCGCACCGGUCCCGGAGCCUACGCCGGCAGGGUCGGGGCUGUGCGACAGCGAUGCCUGCUUUAACUUCUGGAUGGGCUUUGGAAACGUACGGUUGUUAACAUUGAGCGAUGGUGCUCGGGCAGUAGCAGUAGAAUACUUGGAAAUUGAUCACACUAAGUAA